GUAAGACGAUCCCGCCGCCCAAAGCCAUCAGCAAUCCUUAGCGUAGGGGCACACUCAUGCAUUCCUGUCAAGUCAUCUUGUGAAAGGCUGCCUGCUUCCCGCUUGGCUUGGAUGUGCAACCUUAAUAAAACUCACUGAGGUCUGGGAGAAAAUAGCAGAUCUGCAGCAGAUACGGUCGAGGCAAGAGUCUAGAAUAUGUACGCGCAGCUGACUCAGGCAGGCUCCACGCUGACCGGUUACACAGAGAGGAAACAAUAAAUCUCGGCUACCAUGCAAUAAAUAUCUCAAGUUUUACCGAAGGAAACUAUCAUUAUAGUGAAAUAAAAAAAAAAAACUAAUAACAGUAAAGUUUAGAACAAAUCUAAAAAAUGGCUUGUUUUCUAAGAUUCUGCUACAAACGCUUUCUUUGAGGGGGAAAAAGUCAAGGAACCAAGCAGUUUUACCUGAAAUAAAGAACUAGCGUAAAGGUCAGAAGAAAGGAGCGGGUUUUUUUGUGGAGAGGCACGGACGGAGAACGCUGGCAGCACAAUGACAAUUUUCCUCUCCUUUGCCUGCCUCGCUGCCAUUGUGACUCACGUAGGGUGCAGCAACCAGCGCCGGAGUCCAGAAAACGGUGGCAGAAGAUAUAACCGGAUUCAACAUGGGCAGUGUGCCUACACUUUCAUUCUUCCAGAGCAGGACGGGAACUGUCGGGAGAGUACCACAGACCAGUACAACACUAACGCCCUGCAGAGAGAUGCUCCACACGUGGAACCGGAUUUCUCUUCCCAGAAACUUCAACAUCUGGAGCAUGUGAUGGAAAAUUAUACUCAGUGGCUGCAAAAACUCGAGAAUUACAUUGUGGAAAACAUGAAGUCGGAGAUGGCUCAGAUACAACAGAACGCGGUUCAGAACCACACGGCCACCAUGCUUGAGAUAGGAACAAGCCUCUUAUCCCAGACGGCAGAGCAGACCAGGAAACUCACAGAUGUGGAGACCCAGGUUCUAAAUCAAACAUCUCGGCUUGAAAUACAACUGCUGGAGAAUUCAUUAUCAACAUAUAAGCUAGAGAAACAACUUCUUCAACAGACAAAUGAAAUUCUAAAGAUUCAUGAGAAAAACAGUUUAUUGGAGCAUAAAAUCUUAGAAAUGGAAGGGAAACACAAGGAAGAGUUGGACACUUUAAAGGAAGAGAAGGAGAACCUGCAAGGCCUGGUUGCUCGUCAGACAUACAUAAUCCAGGAGCUGGAGAAGCAGCUGAACAGGGCCACCACCAACAAUAGCGUCCUUCAGAAGCAACAGCUGGAGCUGAUGGACACAGUCCACAACCUUGUCAACCUUUGCACCAAAGAAGGUGUUUUACUAAAGGGAGGAAAAAAAGAGGAAGAGAAACCAUUUAGAGACUGUGCAGAUGUGUACCAAGCUGGUUUUAAUAAAAGUGGAAUCUACACUAUUUAUAUUAAUAAUAUGCCAGAACCCAAAAAGGUAUUUUGCAAUAUGGAUCUUAAUGGGGGAGGUUGGACUGUCAUACAACAUCGUGAAGAUGGAAGCCUGGAUUUCCAAAGAGGCUGGAAAGAAUAUAAAAUGGGUUUUGGAAAUCCUUCUGGUGAAUAUUGGCUGGGGAAUGAGUUUAUUUUUGCCAUAACAAGUCAGAGGCAGUACACACUAAGGAUUGAGUUAAUGGAUUGGGAAGGAAACCGGGCGUAUUCACAAUACGACAGGUUCCACAUAGGAAAUGAGAAGCAAAACUACAGGUUAUAUUUGAAGGGCCACACAGGAACAGCAGGAAAGCAGAGCAGCCUGAUCUUACAUGGUGCUGAUUUCAGCACGAAAGAUGCUGAUAACGACAACUGUAUGUGCAAGUGCGCCCUCAUGCUUACAGGAGGCUGGUGGUUUGAUGCGUGUGGCCCCUCCAACCUUAACGGAAUGUUCUACACUGCUGGACAAAACCAUGGAAAAUUGAAUGGGAUAAAGUGGCACUACUUCAAAGGGCCCAGUUACUCUUUACGUUCCACAACCAUGAUGAUUCGACCUUUGGACUUUUGAAGGUACAAUGGUGGAAUCCAUUAGGAGAGCAACAAAGCACUCUGGAGCACUACCAGAUGAGACGCUGUUUUGGAAACUCCUAAAGCAAAUGAUCUUGUCUCCUUUAUGGCAAAUGGCAGUUAUGUGACGUCAGCAUGGUUCUUGACUGUGGAUUUGGAGCCUUUUGAGUUCACUGAAGUCUGUGUGGGGGGUCACCAUGUGCGUGUGGUUUGACUCCCGAGGAUGCCAUCCGCUGUCAUGCCUGAAAAGGGAAGAGACUGUUCAGCUCACUGUGCUUCAAACUACUAUGGAUCCUAACAUGGAACAAUGGUAACCAGAUGGCAAAUAUGGUUUAUUUCAUAUAAAACAAAAAAGAAAAGAAAAGAGAGAGAGAAAGAAGUGAAUGAAAAGAAAGAAUAUACCUGAAGAAUAGGAACAGGCAUGACGUAAUUCUUUGGUAAAGAUGUAUUAUACAAGUGAAAUAGUGUUAUAGCUAUGCAAACUUACUAACAAGUUCAUACUGUUGCACAAUUUUGAUAAAAAAGAAAAAAAAAAACCCUUGCAUUGUCUUCUGAGUUUGUUAAAUGGCGACAGAUUUCAAAAGCCCAAUUCCAAUGUUACACUUAAUUGUUGAUUUAAAUUAACCCAUUUCCAAGUGCAAACUCCCUGUUUAAAAGCCAUAAUGAAUUGUAUGGAGAAAAUAAUGAUGUCUUACAGAAACACACUCCAGACUGGGAUUUUUUUUGGACACAGUUUUCAGAAAAAAAGUCAUAAUCAAAUAUGAACAGAAUAGAUGAACUAUUUACUUCCCCAGGCUACAGUUUUCAUAUAUGUUUAAAAUGGAAUGAUCUUUAAAUGUAUUUAUAGCCUGUGUGACUUUUAAAGAAUGUGAAAAAUACUACAACACUCUUAAAACUCUUAGGACAAUAUACAUGCAUUUACUAUUUCCUUUGAUAUUACGUAAGAAAGCAGUUUUUGGAAUGUAUUAAGUUGAAGUAAAUUCAAGUAAACUGGAGCAGUUCAUUUUACAGUAUCUUCCUGCAUGUGUAUACAUAUGUGUAACUUCAUAAUUUUAAAAAUGUUUUCAGUCCAUUUCAGUCUUUCAUUUUUCAUGCUAUUUAAUUUUUGCCAGUUGACUGAAACAUGUUUACCAGAUUCACCAUGUUCCAGUUUCUAUAAAAAAUACAUUUGAAAUAUAUAAAAAUAAAAUUGUACAUAGCAAUGUUUAUAUUCUUGAGACACCGGUUAGCUAUUUAAUCUGGUGUAUGCAAAGUGGUCCUUAUUUGAUACAUAUGAACAUGGGUGUUCAGCAAAUCCGUAUUAUUGGUGAAAUAUGUUACUUCUCAUAUUUUUCUCGUUCAGGCUCUCUUAAGUAAUUUCUAAGAGUUUAAAAAUUAAUAUUGGAGAAAAAUUGGCAAAAUGUUCAUUCUUACAGCUAAGAAAAACAUACAAAAAAAAACUAUAGUCAUCUAAGCAAAUUUUACUGCUAACUGCUGUAAAUUCCUUUAUGAAUGUAUUCCUAUGGGAUAAUCUAUUUUAAGUAAAUUCUGGGGCACAUUUUUGUGGCAAUUUGAUAUUUCUGCAAUAUUAAGAACUGUUUUCUCCCUCUAAGCAGUUAACAUUACAAUGGUAAACAGUUUUUAAUCAAAAUAUGAGUUACUGUUAAAUGAGAAAAUUAAAAUUGAUAUUGAAUGUCCUUGCUUAGAAAAGGAAAGUUUUCUUCAAGGUGACAAAAUCAACAUUUUAGGCUUAGUAACUGUAGCUGUUAUGCCUUAGCGGCUUUCCUCCAUUUGGGAGAAUAAAGCUAUUCACAUUUUUUGAAGAAAUGUCUUUUAAAGUUUACUGUCAAGCUGUUUUUAUAUUUAUGUGUUUGUAUUCAAUCCUUUUUGCCUUACUGUGGUAACUGCUAGGUACUACGCAGAUUCCAUGUUAACCCUCUCCCUCUAAAAACCUUCUUGAUUGUUUCAAGCAAAAGAAAAUGAGUGCUUUGUUGUUUGUGUUCCAUAAUCUUUUUUAAAAAGCAAUUUUUGGACAAGGAAUAUUAUUUCUUAACCCAUAUUAUAAAACCAAAUGAAAUAAUGAGAAAACCAUGGCAUUUACUCUUUUAUCUGGGUUUGAAAAUGAAAUAUUGUUUCAAUUAUUUAUAAUAAAAUGACAUGAAAUGUUUUUUAGGAUUCCAGUAUGUGCAUUGUGUAAUGCCCACAUGUUUGUGGCAAUAUAACAUGUAUAUCCUUUGCAUUUAAUUAAAGGGCUAAGUUAAUUAGGUAUUAGAAUUUUGUCGUUAAAAUUUUAUUGCAAUAAAAUGAAUGUGGUUUC
Messenger RNA from Ochotona curzoniae (black-lipped pika), 4320 nucleotides. RefSeq names its product angiopoietin 1 (gene ANGPT1). Gene Ontology annotation, molecular function: receptor tyrosine kinase binding. The transcript has 9 exons. Gene Ontology annotation, biological process: angiogenesis; Tie signaling pathway. The record is from RefSeq and is a predicted model, not a curated record. Lineage: Eukaryota; Metazoa; Chordata; Mammalia; Lagomorpha; Ochotonidae. Bases 529 to 2025 code for a protein of 498 amino acids.